AUGAAAGCACCGAAGUUCAAUAUAAUUGCCGCUAGACCCUAUAUCACAAAAUACAGUGAGCAAUUAGUCUUUAUGAUCGAUGGGGACGGAAUUUCUGAAGGGAACAUUACAUUCAAAACGAAAUGUUAUACCAAAGAGAAGAAGAAUGAACCCUUCCGCUUAGAUAACAAAGGAAUUAUUGGUGGAAUUGUGGAAAUUGAAGUUCCAAGAGAAUGGAGGAUCAAAUGUUCUGUUUUGAAGGUUGAAGCAGUCCGUGAAAUUGUGAAUGGUGUUUCUCGACCACACACCGUAUACAUUCCGAAUGUGAAUAAUUCAACAUUAGGAAGCUUCUCAAUUCUGGUUGAAUCACCAAAACCUUUUUAUAAGGUUGGAGAUACAUUAUCGGUUUCCAUUUUGGCGACAGACAGAAAGGACAUGAAUUAUUUGGUUGUUUGCAAUUCUCAAACUGUCACUCAAAUAAAGAAAAUUGGUAGCAAUAAGAAAUUGCAAAUUGGAUUAACCGAUGCAAUGAAAGGGACUUGCUUGCUGUUCGUCUUCGCGACAACACCGAAAAUAGCGUCCGAUAUGCUUUUGUUUCGAGUUCGUGAUGAUUGUCAGGAAACAACGACAAUCGCGAAAAUCGUUAACGAUAUGCGCUAUGAGCUUAGCGAUGAGGAUUCGACUGUUGAGCCAGGCGACGAUCUUGAAAUUGAAUUCAAAGGGCAACCGCGUGGUUUAGUAUUCUACAGAGGAAUGGACGAUAGGCUCAAUCAAUUAAGCACGAAAAGUGAUUAUUUCACAAGCAUGCUAUUGGAUUAUUCUAUCUUUGGAGAUUUUCAUAGCGGCCAAUUGCACGCAAGCGUUUCAAACUUGAUCAAUCCAAUUGAGUUGGAGAAGACGAUAGAAACGGAAUGCAAGAAAGUUGGAAGAUUAUUGAAGCUAAACUGCCCCCAACGGCCAACGUCCUACACAUCUAUUGUAUUCCAAAUGUGCUACAAGUACAUUGACAAAGCGUGCAACUCAUUUCCUGAGCUAACCGCAGUCGCUAUCUGCAAUCGAAAAGGAGCGUGCCCGGCGGCAGAAGUCAGCAACAAACGAUUAGUAGUAGCUUCUUCGACUCGAGAAUUCAACGAUCCGGGAAUUGUGAAACCCCCUAUUCAUAUCAGAGAUCAUUUUCAAGAGGUUUGGUUGUUCGAUGUAGAAGAACUUGGAUUGGAUGGUACAAAACUUCUAAAAAGCUCUAUUCCGGAUAAUAUCGGAGGAUGGUCUUUAACAAGUGCAUAUUGGUCUCAAGGUAAAGUGGAAACCUGCCCGAGCAAAACCCUUCAUUUUCAAGCCAAGAAGAAUAUUUUUAUGAAUGUAGAAAUGCCUAAAAAUGUUUAUGUUAAUGAAACUGUUAGUGUGAAAAUCACGGUGACUGGAUUAAAUAUUCGAAAACUGAAUAAGUUUUCAAUAUGCAUGACAGAUGUCCCACGGAAAGUUUGUGCUGAUGAAGGACUUGAUGGAAAGCGAGGGCUUCCAGCUUACACAAAUAUCGCGCUUGAUGCUGAAAAUACAGUACAGUCCAAAACAUUCGCUAUGCGAUUUUUAGUCACUGGAAUUGCUAAUAUAACGAUGACACUUAGAGAAGAGUCAGCAUUUCCUGGAAAACAUCACUGUCAAGUUGGAAAGAUUCUCGAUGUUGUGAGGUUACAAUUAAUAAUAAACAAACGCGCCGAAACUGUGAAAUAUUAUAAGAGGGUGAUGCUCAACCCGGGAAAACCGGUGUUGAAUUUAGCAAUGAAUGAUGAAGGAACGUCAGAAAAUACACAGGAACCUCUUCAAGCUAUUGAAACUUUGGAAAGUCGAUCAGAAGACGAUGUAGACAUUUUGACGACUCGAAUUUCCUCAAAUAUUCGGGAUACCGAAACAAUCUACUCUUUCAGUAUUGAUUUGUCGAAAUUUCUACCAAUAAAGGAUUACGUUGAUUCAGACGCUUGGAUCAACGGCAAUCGUGUGAGACGAAAUAGCAAUCGAUUCUUAUCUGAUGUCAUCAAACAGCUAUCGAUCGUAUUAUAUAGAUUUAAAACAAUUAGCAAAAAAUCGAGCAAACUGUACGAUCUGGAAUCCCAAAUAUCUAGCUUGAUAAGUGAGAUGUUGACAUUUUCCGAUUGCAAGGGUAAUAAAGAGACCUGUGGAUAUUACGAGUAUUCGAGACCAUCAAAUCCCGAAGAGCGAGACAUCUUCCUGACAAGUAUUGUGACCAGUUUGCUUUGUGAGGCUUCUGUCGAUGAAUCCCUUGUGAUUGGCCCGCUGAGAACAAUUAUCGAGGCGAUUCAACACUUUGAUGGAGAAAACAUUGACUUGCACGAUAUUGUUGAAAUGGAGAGCCCAUAUGACAAAAAGUAUUUAUUGGCUUCAGUAAUGUUCCAAGUGUCAAGGGACUGUCAAGAAUACAAGGAAAAACUUCCGCCUAAUGUCAAAUAUUCGACAUUUGGGAAACUUCACAGAACGUAUUAUUCAAUUGAUGAAACGGCAGUUGAGGAUGACAGAACCGUGGCAGCCAUUGCAUUUAUGGCUUCAAAUGUCACACAAGAAUUGAUGCGCAUUAGAAUGUUAGAGAGGGUUGAUAGUCACGCCGAGCCAUAUUGGAGUGCUGGAAAAAUGAGCAACAAGAUAUAUCCGACAAAAUCGAACUUUGACAUUUUAUCUAAAAAAAGAAGAAAGAGCGGUGAUAUAAUGGUAAAUAGUCUUGGACUUCUCGCAUUUCUCACUGCUGGAGCAGACGCUCAAAAUAUUAAAUGGGAGUCGUUAGUUGAUUGGAUUUAUAGGCAGCAGAAUGAGGAUGGCUCAUUCGAAUCACCAUUGGACACUUAUUUCGCAUCCCGCGCUUUAUACGAAUACCGGACAAAAAAAGUAGACAUUGAAACGAAUGAAAAUGUGCAAGUUACCGUGAAAUGUAAUGGAUGUCGUACGCGAACUGUAAAUGUUACCAAAGACGCUGUUGAAGUUCAUAUUCCAACCCAUGUCAAAAAUGUGACAUUAGAGGCUAAAGGGCGAGGAAAAGCUGUAGCGGAAAUCCGAAUAAUUGCGACAAAGAGGCAAAGAUUAAGAAGAGGAUUAACACAAGAUGACUAUUACCCCGUGAAGAUAACUUGCGAGCAGCAAGAUAUUAAGAAAACAUUCAUUCAGCAGACAGUGUGCAUAAAUGCCCUCUCACCUGUAAUUAGAACCUUGGAGAUUACGCAUGGAUUAUUCACAGGAUUCACAUCAUCUCCUGACAAACUGACGUUGCUUGAGAAUUCUACUGAGGUGACAGUUCUAAAUCCCACCAAAUCCUCGUUCGCAAUGCACUUCAUUCUCAUCAAUCUUCCACACAAGCGUCCUGUAUGCUAUAACAUGAUUUUGAGCUCUCCGAAUUACAACAAUGAACCUGCAUUCCUCGCACCAGUUGCAAUUCAAACAAGACAUCCAAUAUCAGAGCUCGUUGGAAUGCUACUCAUUGCACAUCCAGAUGUUAGAGGAAAAUCGAAACGCUCCAUUAGAAUCCAUAGGCAUCGUCGACAUCAAACACGAUUUGUGAGAGCGAUUACAGAUGAAUCGUCUGUGGAUACUGUGUGCUUUGAUGGAGGGCUUUGCUCCUGCGCCGAAACCACAUGUGAAGUUAAAUGUGGUAAAUGCGCCUUUGACGAUGAAGACGCAAUUAGAGAAUAUAUUUCUUAUGGUGACAAUUUUGGUGUCGCUGUUCGUGUAAAUACUAUUAGUAACAUGACAGUACAGGGCUCAGAAUACACUAUUUACGAAACUACAGUGAUUUAUACAAAAGGAAGAGGAGGAGUAAUGCUAGAAAAUAACCCUCUUCGAAUUCUCUUGAGACUUUGUAAUAACAAAUGCGUUCAUUCAAAUGUCUCAAAGGGAGAAACAUUUUUACUACUUGGACAUUUGGAUGGCUUAACAUUAGAUUCAAAUGGAGUUCAAAACUAUGUUCUUCGUGGUUUGGAUCGAUUUGAAGAGCAAACGCAAGAAUGUAAAGCUUUGAACAGUGCGAUAACUUUACGAUAA
Caenorhabditis bovis is the source of this 4020-nucleotide messenger RNA. Lineage: Eukaryota; Metazoa; Nematoda; Chromadorea; Rhabditida; Rhabditidae. The record is from the annotation of a GenBank genome assembly.